Lampris incognitus (smalleye Pacific opah) is the source of this 3342-nucleotide messenger RNA. RefSeq names its product TRAF-type zinc finger domain containing 1 (gene trafd1). Lineage: Eukaryota; Metazoa; Chordata; Actinopteri; Lampriformes; Lampridae. The transcript is spliced from 12 exons. Gene Ontology annotation, molecular function: zinc ion binding. The record is from RefSeq and is a predicted model, not a curated record. Bases 673 to 2313 code for a protein of 546 amino acids.
ACAUCGAAAACAAAUGCGGAAGCUAUUUGUAGCCUACGUGCACGAUAUGUGGAUGACUAGGCAGAGCGGUGCGCCUGGUUCACCCGGAACAUUUUGACGAGUGCUCCUGAAGUCCUUCACAUUCAACCAAUCAGACCCACGCCCCUACAGAAAGCUUAAGUUUUCGUUUUUUAGCUAGCUAGCGACAAGUAGCCAACAUUUGGCAGUCGGAACAGCCACAAGCCAAAACAUUCACUUGUCGAUCUGUUUAGUAUACAUUAUCAUCUAGAGAAGUGGACUCGAGGGCGGGGGACGCCGGAAACGAUAUACCUCGCAUACUUGCUCGGUAGCCGGUGAAAAUCAUAUGAAGUCAGCUAACGUAGCCAAUCGCUUGCUAACAGGAAGAGUUGGACUAGUGGCUGCUGCUGCCAAAGUUAGGAAAAGUCUACGGAUUUGUUUUUGCGUGUCAUGGUUUGUGUCGGAUAGAAAUGGAUCUUGAGGUUGUCCACAUCACAGCUGGUCUUAAAUAGAGGACGAGCCCGCUUCGCGCUGCCCUAAUCCGUAGUUGUCAGCUAACCUGCUUUGGAGAAUCGAAAGAGGUGCCAAGUAGUUAACGCUAACUUAGUGAACUACCUUAACUACUUAGCUACCCCUAACUAACUACAACAAGGUUUAGUAGGUUUUGGUGAAGCCAUGGCAGAUGAGAGUACUCAGUUCUGUAACAACUGCAAGCAUGACAUCCCCGAGGCUAAUUUCACCACACACGAAAUCCACUGUCGAAGAAACAUCGGACUGUGUGACGUUUGCCAUGAACCAAUGCCUCGGUCAGAGCUGCAGAAACACAAGGAGCAGGAUCAUAUUCAGAUUAAAUGCAAGUGUGGCUUGAAGAUGGAUAAGAAUUGCAUUGAUGUCCACCAGAGAUCUGAAUGUCCUCAGCGUCUGGUUCCCUGUCAGUACUGCGACCUUGAGCUUGUUUUCAGUCAGUCAAAAGAGCAUGAGGAUUAUUGUGGCACGCGUACUGAGCCCUGCCCUUUUUGCAAGUGCAAUGUAAUGCUGAGGGAGCAAGUUGUCCAUCCAGCCUUAUGUGGAAGCCUUACACCACCCCAGGAAAGGAACAACAGUAGAACGAGUCACAGCCCACCAGAACCGCAGACUCCAGGGGCCUGGUUUGAAACCCACUCUAUCCGAAAUCUCCUGAAAGCUCAAGAGAGAGGUCCCAAGAAUAGCAACCUUAGUGCAGCAGAGGGUCGAACCUUUCCAAGGCCACUUGAUACCAGAAUUUACAACAGCACCUGGGGACCACCAGGCCUUGGAGACAGGAAGAACAAUGCCCCUAGGAAUACGGCAAUUAGUCGCUUGCUUGAACAGGAAGAGGACAACAACAAUCAUGCUUGGCCUCUUUUGAACCAGUCAGUAGAAGAUGACUCGUCGAGUCUGGACUAUCUGGUGGCCCUUAGUCUACAGAGUGAUGGGGAAACUGGGGGCCAAGGUGGAGAAGGAGGCCUGUGGAAUGAUGUCUGGAGCCACAAACUUGGAAAGACACCUAACAUGUCCCUCUUUCCACCAGACUCUCCUCCCAAGAACCGUUACCAACGUCUUGCUGCUGGAACAAGCACAAGUGCAUUCAAGGACCCUGAUAAGACAGAUAUCAUGCUGCCUUGCGAGUUUUGUGAAGAGCUGUUUCCUGAAGAGGACCUAAUAUUGCAUCAGACUGGGUGCAGUCCAGCCUCAGCUUUUGCCUCCUUCAGCAAGCAACCUCCAUCUCCACUUGAUGGGGACAGAAUGACCAGGAGUGGUGGAGGAUUGAUGCACAGCAUGCCUGACACCCUCGCCUCCAACCUCCCAACUUUUCCCCGCUCAGUGUCUCCACCGUCCUACAGUCCCCCAGCAAGUCCACUAGAAGGUGAUCUGGUAAUUCCAUGUGAAUUCUGUGGUGUAGCCCUAGAGGAGUCGGUCGUCUUCCACCAUCAGGAUAAAUGUGACCUCCGACCCCGAGCAGUGCAUCCAGCGAAUAAUCUCACAAAAGCAUCCUUUCAAAAACCACUGAUUCCUGCAAAAGAUGCCUUUAGGCAGAGUUCUCCAGAUUUACAGAGAAGACUGAAGCACCAAGCUGACCCCUUGGAUGAGCUCUUUGGAUCUGUCAGGGACAAACCGCUGAUGCAAAGCUUCAGGGAAUGCCACAGUGAACUGCCAACUCAAGUAAAACCGUCCAACUUCGAUUUUCGUGUGAGAAGCAUACAUGGAAGAGAGGCAGAGGGGACUUGCCCACCUUUCAGUGACACACACAAAUCUACGUCUACACCUUUAAAGGGGUCAACAAAAUGUACCAGAUAACAAGGAAGGGUGGAGAAAAGGAAGGACUCCAGGGACAAAGUUGCCUAAGAAGCAAAAUGAUGAGCAGCAAGAGGAGUGAGAGCAGCAUCGCGGUGAAAACGAUGCUUACCAAACAUCACCAGACAUCGGUUUGUCUCCAUUCUCUUUCUCUUAUCUGCCUGUUUCUGUCUCUGCCUUUCUUUCUCUCUGGUCUAACUUCUAUCUGUCUUUGGCUAUGUUUAACUAAUCUGAUAAGUGCCUGCGUUAAGAAGCAGAUAUCUGGUCGUUUAAGAAGAUUUUUAAACAUUGUAUUCUAAUUAAUGGUCAGUCUUGCUCAUUUUUUUUCUUUUUUAGGCUUACUCCAGGUUUGAUUAAAUUUCAGCCUCACGUGACAAAUUAUGUUAAAAAAACAAUGUUUUACUCUGAUUUUUUUUAAUGUAUCUGGAUUGUUUUCAUUUAAUGUUGAAAUCAAACAUGAGCAUUUUUUUUGUUAUUUUUUUGACUUUAAUCUUGUCACUUAAGGGUCUGUUUCAUUGUCCUGUUACAGUUUUCUGAUAAAUUGUUUUUGAUUAUUUUAAUUUAUGUAACCUUUUAGCACUUUCCAAUUAGAGGAUUCUUUAUCAAGGGCUUGAGGAACAGAUUUCAAAAAGGUAUGCUUUAUUUAUGCACCUGAGCAAGAAAAAAAAAUCAAACCUUUCUCUGCUAUACUGAGUGAUAUUCUUUGAUGGAUUUUUCAAAUAUCAUACGAAUGCUCUCCAUAAAAUUGUGAUAUAAUAGAUGUCUAUAUACCCGACACCCAAUAUCUGUAUUUCGUGUUUGACUGAAGUUGUUGGGAGAUAGGUGGGUUGUGCUCUAAACCCAAAAACAAGUAAUGGUUUUAUUAAUCAAAUAAUUUCUAUGUCCUUAUAUAUGUACUUAUUGUGUUGAUUUUAGAAAUGCUUAACUAAAAAUGAAGGAUUUGAUUACUCUGAGAUUGGGCCAUAGAUGUACCGUUUUUGUUGGUUUGUUUUUUUUUUUUUUCCAAAUUGAAAAUAAACAAUUUUCUUGGUU